AACCACGGAGAACGCAACCACGGAGGACGCAACCACGGAGGACGCAACCACGGAGGACGCAAGUGCGGACAACACAACCGUGGGUGGCCCCUCUACAACGGACACGUUCACUGAGACUCCGGGUGACACCGCCGGUACUGCCAAUGAGACAGUAACUGACGCAGCGAACACCACGGCAGAGCAAGACACCGUGACAGAGGCGUCAACAACUUCCCCAGACGCUGGUAAGUGUUCAAAGUUGUUGUUUAUUAACAUACAAAAUUAAGUGCUGCGAAGGUGCGCGGAGAGAGGGGGGGGGGAAUGGUACAUCACGAAUUGCGAUUAAUACUAUACCAAUCAUCUGAAAUUAAAAAAUUGUAAGAUCAGUCAGAGAAAGGAUACCUUGGUCGAAAAUGUUGUUGGUAAAACCGUGGGCGGGGGCGACAAGUUUUGAAAGUGCCCCAGGGUGCCAGAUUGCCGGUGCCAGAUUUAUUAAUUAUAUUUUAUUUUUUUAUUAUUUGACCAUAAAUAUUUGUUUUUUAGACCGACAACAAAAGGCGCGUGGACCGGUACUGGGGCGCGGACCACCAUUUGCGGACCGUCGUGUUGUCUUCCCCAAUCCGAACUGCCCCCCCCCCCACCUCCAUAAAGCUCCUUCGAGUCUGCCAGUUCCGGUCCGGUGACACGCUUCUAUUGCCAAGACCGCUCUAGUGAAACCCAGGUCUGAUGACCCACCAAUUUUUUAUGACACCCUGCACUGGUGAAACCCUAAUGUCUGAUGACACCCUGCUCUCCAAUUAAAUGCUCUGCCAAAUUUUAAAUUUUCCUUUGGGUGUAUCCCCCCCCCCCCCCGUCCCAUAUACCACCCCCCGCCUGUGACCCCCUAGUGACUCUAUUGAAUAAAGCUAAAUCUUUAGACGUGUCAUCACGGGGGUAAUGUUUACAAUCACACUAACACAUUUUCCUGGGUUCAUGAAUGUGUUCUUUUCUAUAUUUUCUUGAAGCAACAGAAACGACCUUAUCAGGAGGAGACACAACUUCACAGACAACAACAGCAGCAGCAGGGACCACAUCUGCUUCAACGACGACAACAACAGAAGCAGCAGGGACCACAUCUGCUUCAACGACGACGACAACAGCAGCAGCAGGGGACACAGCUGCUUCGACGACGACAGCAACAGCAGCAGGUGACACAGCUGCUUCAACGACGACAACAACAACAGCAGCAGCAGGGGGCACAUCUGCUUCGGCGACGACGACAACAACAUCAGGGACCACAUCUAGCUUCCCUAUCAACGGUAAUGUCAACUUGAUGCCCUUCUAUAUACACGUGCCAUUAAGUAGAAUAAAGCGAAAUGUUUUGAAAUGUCAUCAAGCAGGUAAUGUUUAGAAUCACACCAACACAUUUUCCUGGGGUCAUGAAUGUCUUCUUUUCUAUAUUUUCUUGAAGGAACAGAAACGACCUUGUCAGGAGGAGACACAACUUCACAGACAACAACAGCAGCAUUAACAACAGCAGCAGGGGACACAGCUGCUUCAACGACGGCAACAACAGCUGCAGCAGGAGAUACAACUGCUUCAACGACAACAACAUCAGGGACCACAUCUAGCUUCCCUAGCAACGGUAAUGUCAACUUGAUUCCCUUCUAUAUACACGUGCCAUUAAGUAAUAUAUGUCGUAUUGAAGUAUGAAAUGCAAACGGUCCUCCGGCUGGAGGUGGUUUUCAAUGCUCUAUUUUUAGAGCACAGCGCACAGUAAAAGUGCGCGGGUCAAGGCAACCAAGAUUGCGGCCAUGGAAAUAGACUCGGGCCGCUUUCUCUGAAUUUAACAAAUCUUUUAAUAUAGGCGUAACAAUUGUUUAAAUAUUAUAUUUCGUAAAAUAUAUGCGUCAACAAGUUCUGGUCCAUGCUGAGGACCACUUCGCUAACGUAGUAGUACUGAACUGUGUUGAAUCCGUCCAAGCGCAAUGCCCGGAUGUUUGAGGCAGUUCUAUUAAUAGAUUUCCGCCAUUAAAUGACAAGCCUUAGUGUGACCUUAUCGUGAAGCCAUUUAAUAGAAAAAUUAAAUUAAAGGGCAAACUAAAAUAAUAAAUAUAUUUUAAAAACAAUAUGUGCCCCCCCCCACCCCCCCAAAAAAAUAUAAAUAAAUUAUUAUUAGCCCUAUUCUUUCUUUUUUAAGACGUUAUUUCAUUUCAUCCUCAAACGCAGUGUUAAAAUUUCAUCUCAAUUAUUUUAAUUAUGAUACUCUCAGAAGGCAGACAUAUUUUCACCUCACUGCAGAAUCAACGGGUCUGCAUGAUUUUAAGGAAAAAAAUGUUUUGUUUUACACCAGAAACAACUGCAGCUAUCAGCAGCACAACGGUAGCCAGCAACAACACGACUGAAUCCAGCAACAGCACAACGGUGGCCAGCAACAGCACAACGGUGGCCAGCAACAGCACAACGGCAGCCAGCAACAGCACAAC
Lymnaea stagnalis (great pond snail) is the source of this 2444-nucleotide messenger RNA. Lineage: Eukaryota; Metazoa; Mollusca; Gastropoda; Lymnaeidae. The record is from the annotation of a GenBank genome assembly.